AUGGCAAUCCACUACUUGAUUUUGCUGUCCCGGCAGGGCAAAGUGCGCCUUGCUAAAUGGUUCACCACGCUCUCGCCCAAGGAGAAGGCCAAGAUCAUCAAGGAUGUGACCCAGCUGGUUCUGUCUCGUCGCACCCGCAUGUGCAACUUCCUCGAGUAUAAAGAUACCAAGGUCGUCUACCGUCGCUAUGCCUCCCUUUUCUUCAUCGCCGGAUGCGCCUCCACCGACAACGAGUUGAUCACCCUCGAGGUCGUGCACCGCUACGUCGAACAGAUGGACAAGUACUACGGCAACGUGUGCGAGCUGGACAUUAUCUUCAACUUUCAGAAGGCAUACUUUAUCUUGGAUGAACUCUUGCUGGCAGGAGAAAUGCAGGAAAGUAGCAAGAAGAAUGUGCUGAGAUGCAUCAGUCAACAGGACAGUCUGGAAGAUAUGGAGGUGAGUUGA
Molecule: messenger RNA, 447 nt
Organism: Aspergillus melleus
Lineage: Eukaryota; Fungi; Ascomycota; Eurotiomycetes; Eurotiales; Aspergillaceae
Gene: VAS2
Product: AP-1 complex subunit sigma
Exons: 4
Coding region: 1-447 (148 amino acids)
Biological process (GO): vesicle-mediated transport; protein transport
Cellular component (GO): AP-1 adaptor complex; intracellular membrane-bounded organelle
Molecular function (GO): clathrin-cargo adaptor activity
Source: RefSeq, a predicted model, not a curated record